Messenger RNA from Trichogramma pretiosum, 1450 nucleotides. RefSeq lists its product as uncharacterized. Bases 294 to 1112 code for a protein of 272 amino acids. The transcript has 5 exons. The record is from RefSeq and is a predicted model, not a curated record. NCBI's taxonomy places the organism in Eukaryota, Metazoa, Arthropoda, Insecta, Hymenoptera, Trichogrammatidae.
GAUGUUAUUUUUAAGAAUAUGAGUAUGUAGACAGAAGCGAUAGGCAUUGAAUUAGCAGAUGCGCCGUAAUCGCGCGAAAUUCGAAACAGCCAUGAAUCGCUGCAGUUUCAAUCAGUCCUUUCACAAACACAGCCAGCCGCAAUGGGGUUGAGUUAACCCUCUGGGCCACAAAAAAAAGAAAAAAAAAGAAAAAAAUGUAUCACUUCUCUCGGCCAAAAAUUAAAAUUACCAAGUGACAUGAAAAAGUCGGACCUUUAAAAUUUUCUCAACCUCGAUCGAAAUUCUCAGUCUGUAUGCGCGCCUCUCAAAGCAAAUUGGCGCGAGCAAAUUUCAAUGUAAAAAUGUCAACACUGAGUGCACUGCCCAUACCGGAUUACUGCCAAGUGGAGCACUACUACGGCGUGACGGCCUACUGGUUCGCCAGCAAUUUCACCCAAAGCAGAUAUCCCAACAACCAAGAAUCGAGCCAGGCCUGUACCCUGAUAUGCCUGUUGGUAUCCUCGGGAGUGGCUCAGGCGAAGCUCCAUAUCGGGCCCGAGUCCUACAACGACCUACUGACCCAAGUCAUUGCCGAGUCGAUAAUCAGCGGCAAUCGAGCCUACGAUCGCAUCAUGUGCAGACGCCUGGUCAAGCACCAUCACCUCAGUGUCACCGACGCCCUCAAGUACUGCUGUCCCGAGCUCUGCCACAUGAGAGAAUGGAAGUGGAACGUCUAUCACGACAAUUUCGAGGAACAGUUGGUCGUCAACAUGAAUUGGUUCCUCGAGCAGUGGGAUAGACUCGACUGGCAGCCCGAUUAUCUGUUUAUGGUGCUCAUUUCCAAUGGUCGAACUGUACUCUUCAUUUUCCCCAAGGCUACCAAAUCGGCAAUUUUUUUCGAUUCCCACGGUCAUCCAGAUCCAAACGGUAGUCACAGUAACAGUGGCAGAGGCAUCGUUGUAGCUCAAACGGCGAGACAGAAUUUGGAAAUACUCGUAGAGUGGUUCAUUUUCAAAGUCAUCAGGCCUUAUACAAAUGCCAAUCCAGUAAACUAUGAAUUAGCUUGCCUGUAUUAUACGAGAAAAUCUAGCUGCGAGAGGUCUUGCCAUCACGAUUGUUCCUGUUCACAUUGACGUAGUCGUGCUUGAGGAAAAAAAAAUGUAAAUACGUUUUGCUGAUACUACAUCUUCUGAAUUAAAUAUCAAUUGUAAUUAGGUUUUCAUUAGUGAUAAUACAUUUAUAAUAGAGAAGGGAAUAAAAAAUGUCGAUUGUCAGUAAAUGUACUUUAUUUGAAACAUUCAUACUGAUAUUAUUUUUUCUAGAAUUUUUUCGAUUAAAUGUAACGAUAUUUUCUUAUUUACAGUAUUUACAAUCGUCCCCUAUCGAACCGAACCAUUUUAAUAUUAUUUAUAAAUAUAUAUUGUUUUUAAUUUUCGAUAUUUAAAAGAAUAAAACAGGAUUGAAACAAUGU